CCUAUUAAAGAAAAGCUGAAGCCUUUGAAAUCCUAUUGGAGCAGUGAAAAAUUGCCGCAAAGUGAGCGUUUCCUGCGAGAUUUUAUUUUAAAUAAAGGCUAUACAAAUGCAAAAUCUUCCGAUAUUCCCACUUAUGAUGAAAUCGUUGGUGAUAAUCAACCUUUAUCAGAAGAUGAAAAAGAACUCGAAAAACAGGCAGAAUUUGAACAGAAAUACAAUUUCCGAUUCGAAGAACCAGAUGCUGAAUUCCUAAAACGCUAUCCGAGAACCAUAGAACAGUCGGUUCGCCAAUCAGAUGAUCGUAGAAAACAAAAACGCCAGGAAAUCAAAGAGCGUAAAAAGCAUGAGAAGGAACAGAAAAUGAAAGAACUAGAAAUGGUUAAAGAAAUGAAACGCAAAGAGAUUGAAGAAAAAAUACUUAAACUUAAAAUGGUUACGGGUAAUGAAGAACUUGGAUUUAAAGAUGAAGAACUCGAAGAAGAUUUCGAUCCUGAAGCACACGAUAAACGUAUGCAAGAGAUAUUCAAUGAAGAAUUUUAUCAAGUAGAUGAAGGUGAAGAAAAACCGGAAUGCCCCUCGGAUAUUGAAGAAUUAAAAGUGGAAGAUUGGGAUAAUUACGAUCCAAAUGCAGAUGACAAUGAUGACUAUUAUAAUGAUCUACAUUGCGAAGAUGAAGACUUUAACAUGGACUGUGAUUACGAUCCUGAGGAAACUAAAGAACAGAUGCAAAAAGAGCUUAUCGAGAAUACGAAGAAACGAAAAGGCCGUAAAGGGCGAAAGAGUCAAUUCAUGGAAAUGAUAAAGACUGAAAAGCCAGCAUUUAAUCCAGAGGAAGAAAAAACCUACGAAGAUUAUAUUGAUGAGUAUUACAAGUUGGAUUGUGAAGACAUGAUUGGCGAUAUUCCUUGCCGUUUUAAGUAUGUGGAAACGACACCAAACGAUUUUGGUCUUACUAUAGAAGAGAUUCUCUUAGCCAAAAACAAGGAGUUAAAUCAGUGGGCAAGCUUAAAGAAAGCUAUUCAGAAUAGACCAGAACACAUAGAAAAAAAAGAUCAAAGGUUGUACAAACUCAAAGCAAAAAAUGAAGCACUAAAACGUAAAAUAUUCAAAAGUUUAUAUGACGAAGGCUCUGAUGAAGACGAUGGAGAGGAGGAAAAACAAAAUAUCCAGGAUGAAUCUAACCAGUCUGAGCCAGUUACCCCGCGCGCAGUAAAUCAAGUGGAGAACGAUGCAAACAAUCAAAGGGCGAGAAGAAAGAAGAAACGCAAGUCAAAAGUGGCAGACAAACCAUAUGAUAUCGAUGCUGAUGCUGAAACUAACGACAAAAAAGUGAAAUUAUCAGAGGAUUCAAACUCGAAAGUGCCCGCUUCAACUGCUGCUCGUCUAGAGACAGAAACAAAGAGUAAAAAUAAGCGAAAAAAACGCAAAGCUAAACCCAAUAACGCGGAAGAAGUUACUACAAAAACUCCAGGAACUAAUACAGCAGGUCAACAAUUAAAAAAUAACCAAAAGAGAAAGGUAGAUCAAAACAAGCCGAAUCCUUUUAAAACAAACGACCUUACCAUAGCUGAUGUGCAGCCUUCAACAAGUACAACUAGUCUGAAGGUGAACACACAAAGUAAUCCGAAGGAUAGAAAAACAAAACAACAUAAGUCAAAUCCGUUUAAGCAAAAUCAAAAUAAAAAAGGCUCUCUAAAUGCGAUUUCGGAGAAAAAUAAAUUUGCGGGAAACAAGGUACAGAAAGCGAAAUACAAAUCGAACUCGAAAAAAUUCCACAAAAGCAAAUCUACAAAUAGCGACGUCAACAUUAGCGACGAUCGUUUGAAAGCGUAUGGCAUAAAUCCGAAAAAGUUUCAUAAAAAGCAAAAAUAUGGAAAGCCUCAAAAUUAGUUAUUUUUUAAAUAUGUAAAUAUUAUUUAUAAUUAACAGUAGCAAAAUAAUAUUCGGUUUGCUGGUACAAAUAUUGACGGUUGCAACAAACGUAUGUACAAUUCAAUUUAAACGAAUGCAACGUUAAAUUUAUAAGCCAUAUACGGUGAACUUGUAUGUACGCACCAAAUUUUAAUUAGUAUUUUGUAUUUACAAUGAGAAAGCUAAAAUAAAAAGAGAUACUAAUUUUUAAACACGA
Messenger RNA from Rhagoletis pomonella (apple maggot), 2128 nucleotides. RefSeq names its product protein KRI1 homolog. The record is from RefSeq and is a predicted model, not a curated record. Gene Ontology annotation, cellular component: nucleolus; 90S preribosome. Lineage: Eukaryota; Metazoa; Arthropoda; Insecta; Diptera; Tephritidae. Gene Ontology annotation, biological process: endonucleolytic cleavage in ITS1 to separate SSU-rRNA from 5.8S rRNA and LSU-rRNA from tricistronic rRNA transcript (SSU-rRNA, 5.8S rRNA, LSU-rRNA).